Coniophora puteana RWD-64-598 SS2 is the source of this 838-nucleotide messenger RNA. Its product is annotated as 6,7-dimetjyl-8-ribityllumazine synthase. The transcript has 2 exons. Gene Ontology annotation, molecular function: 6,7-dimethyl-8-ribityllumazine synthase activity. The coding region runs from base 51 to 692 and encodes 213 amino acids. Gene Ontology annotation, biological process: riboflavin biosynthetic process. Gene Ontology annotation, cellular component: mitochondrial intermembrane space; intracellular anatomical structure; riboflavin synthase complex. The record is from RefSeq and is a predicted model, not a curated record. Lineage: Eukaryota; Fungi; Basidiomycota; Agaricomycetes; Boletales; Coniophoraceae.
CCCUCUCGUCAUUGCCUCCACGACAACCAGCACAAACACAAGAUACCAUCAUGAGCGCUGUUAAGGGACUCUCGCCUUCCGAAAAGCAAUUUGAUGGAUCACCAUUGCGCGUUGCGAUAGUUCAUGCGCGCUGGAACAAGGAAGUCAUCGACGCGCUCGUCACAGGAUGUAUUUCCACACUGAAGAGCAUGGGUGUCAAGGACUCGAACAUUGUCAUCCAGUCCGUGCCAGGUAGCUUCGAGCUACCCGUAGCUUGUUCCAAAGUGAUUGCCGGAUCGCGCGUGCAGGCUGGCUCCUCCGCAGGCGACCUUCUCGGUCUCUCUUUCAACGCGUCCAAUCCCAAUCUCAAUAAGCCUCCUCCCAGCGCUGGUGCACCCGGUCCUACAGUCGUUUCGAUGCCUGGUACCCCCUUCGACGCCGUCAUCGCGAUCGGUGUCCUCAUCAAGGGCUCCACGAUGCACUUCGAGUACAUCUCCGACGCGGUAUCCCAUGCACUCAUGCGCGUCCAGCUGGACACCAAUGUCCCCGUCAUCUUUGGUGUACUCACCGCGCUCACGGACGAUCAGGCCCUCGAUCGCGCAGGCAUCGGACGCGGAUUUAACAAGGGCCAUAACCAUGGUGAGGACUGGGCGCGCGCAGCAGUCGAGAUGGGCGUGCAGGCCAAGAACUGGCAGGAGGGUAAGUUUGUAUGAUUGUGUACCAGAGGUAGAUGAGAAGACAUGAAGCAAAGUUGGAAGCGUUGUAGAAUUAAAUAUAUAAUACACAUUGCAACCGAUGGGGCCCUAUCAGAGACUCACUGGAAUCGGUAGCCAACCUUACUCAGAGCAACGUCGUCGAU